AUGAAGAUGUCAAAGAUCUCUAUCUUGUUCUAUUUCAUCAUUGUUGCCUUUGCGGUGGUUGUUAAUGGCACAGAGGUAGACAAAGAAGUUGGGAUUUAUGAGUUGCAAAAAGAUGAAUUCUUGGUCAAGUUUACAAAUUGGGGUGCAAGCAUUAUGUCUGUUAUUCUUCCGGGCAGAGAUGGCGAGUUGGCUGAAGUUGUUCUUGGGUAUGAUUCUGUUAAGGACUACAUGAAUGAUUCAUCAUACUUUGGUGCUACUGUUGGACGGGUUGCUAACAGGAUUAUUGGUGCUCAAUUUACAUUAUUCGGUGUCACUUAUAAGCUAGAUGCUAAUGCAGGGCCAAACACGCUUCAUGGUGGGUUGAAAGGGUUCAACAAUGUUGUUUGGAAGGUAAUAGAUCAUCAGAAGGAUAGUGAAUCUCCUCGUAUUACCUUCUCCUAUGGUAGUGCCGAUGGUGAAGAAGGAUUUCCCGGUGAUCUUCAUGUCACUAUGACCUAUGUUCUUAGUGGAUUUUACAAUUUGCAAGUAAUAAUGGAAGCUAUGGCCUUACAUAAGGCCACUCUAGUUAGUCUAGCCCAACACACCUACUGGAACCUCGGUGGCCACAUUAGUGGCGAUAUCCUAUCUGAGGAGGUUCAGAUAUUUGCAUCCAACAAUACCCCAAUUAUUAAGGCAAUCCCCAUUGGAGAAAUUGUAUCCGUGAAGUGUGAUUUUUGGGGCAUUACAACACUCUAUGAUUUCCUCGACCCACAAACUAUUGACAGCAAGAUAAAGGAUCUUCCUAAUGGUUAUGAUAUAAACUAUGUCAUUGAUGAUGACAAAGGCGAAAAGAUCAAGCUAGUGGCGAUGGUGCAUGACAAGAAGUCUGGAAGAGUAAUGAAGCUUUUGUCAAAUGCACCAGGGGUGCAGUUUUAUACCGGCAAUUGGAUUAAAAAUGUGAAGGGGAAAGGUGGAUAUGUUUAUCAAGCUCAUGCUAGCUUGUGUUUGGAAACACAAGAGUUCCCUGACUUUGUCAAUCACCCUAAUUUCCCUUCACAUGUUGUUCCAGGAAAGCCUUACAAGCAUGUAAUGUUGUAUGAGUUUUCAAUCAAUGCUCAAUAG
This is a messenger RNA of Ilex paraguariensis (yerba mate), 1101 nucleotides long. The record is from the annotation of a GenBank genome assembly. Lineage: Eukaryota; Viridiplantae; Streptophyta; Magnoliopsida; Aquifoliales; Aquifoliaceae.